GCAAUCACGUGACUUAACCCGGAACUGAGCAUCAUUUCGUGUUUUUUUUUGCAUCAUUUAGUAUCGCGCUAGCUUGGUGGUGACUGACUGUAGCGUACAGAGCCAGCUACAGCAUGUCUAGAUUUUGUAUAUUACUAAUACUUGUUUCUGUGAUUUUUGAUUCGACCUUUUCUAUUACGUUCUAUUUACCGGUGAAUCUUAGAAAAUGUUUGCGGGAAGAGAUCCACAAAGACGUGCUGGUUACAGGCGAAUACGAAGUUAGCGACCAACCAAAUGCGAAAACCAAUCUCAAGAUCACAGAUUCAUCAGGUCACACCUUGUACUCCAAGGAGGAUGCUUCAAAGGGAAAAUUUGCCUUUACAACUGAGGACUAUGAUAUGUUUGAGGUUUGCUUUGAAAGCAAAUCCCCCCUAGGUACUGGAAGGGUCCCAGACCAGCUAGUCAAUUUAGACAUGAAGCAUGGUGUGGAGGCAAAGAAUUACGAAGAGAUUGCAAAAGUUGAGAAGCUGAAGCCCCUAGAAGUUGAACUAAGACGCCUCGAGGACUUAUCGGAGUCCAUUGUGAAUGAUUUUGCCUACAUGAAGAAGCGUGAAGAGGAAAUGAGGGACACAAAUGAAUCCACCAACACGCGUGUCCUGUACUUCAGUAUCUUCUCUAUGUGCUGUCUAAUUGGGCUGGCAACAUGGCAGGUCUUCUAUCUGCGGCGUUUCUUCAAGGCGAAGAAGCUGAUUGAGUAAACCCAUCAAUGAAACGAGGACCAUCAUGUUGAGGACUUUUGGGAAAUGGUGUUUGCUGUACAAUUUGUGAAACAACAGGUUUUUUUUGGAUGGGGGGGGGCUCCCUUUACAAUUUAAAUGUAAAAUGAUUUGUCUUCUUUCAGCUUCAGUUUUUUUACCAGCCCCUUAUCUCUGGCACUAUUUGUUUUUAUUAGAAAUACAACCAAAUGUACUUUGAUACAUAUUGGUCUGAUAUUUUCUCAUUCAAUAUUCUUGUUACUAUUUUUGUUGUAGUAAAUGACUAAUACUGUAUGAAAAUAAACAUUACAUGUUUAAUGAGUGCACAAAAACUCCCCUUCAAACGUUCAGAUAUUGUUAGGUGAAAAUAACAUUUCCCCAAUAUGUCAGGUACAUGGUUGUUUUUUAUUAAAAGACGUUUUCACUUUGAUCUCA
This is a messenger RNA of Oncorhynchus mykiss (rainbow trout), 1169 nucleotides long. RefSeq names its product transmembrane emp24 domain-containing protein 10. The record is from RefSeq and is a predicted model, not a curated record. NCBI's taxonomy places the organism in Eukaryota, Metazoa, Chordata, Actinopteri, Salmoniformes, Salmonidae.